Molecule: messenger RNA, 361 nt
Organism: Amphimedon queenslandica
Lineage: Eukaryota; Metazoa; Porifera; Demospongiae; Haplosclerida; Niphatidae
Product: kelch domain-containing protein 3-like
Exons: 2
Coding region: 10-327 (105 amino acids)
Cellular component (GO): cytoplasm
Molecular function (GO): chromatin binding; protein binding
Source: RefSeq, a predicted model, not a curated record
AAUUACAAAAUGGCAGCCAAAGCACCAGACUAUCAACCAGGGAAGAGGUAUGGACACUCCACUGUACGGGUAGGAGACUACCUGUACAUGUGGGGAGGGGAGCAGCCUAAUCUCCCUAGAGUACAUAAUAAUGAAAAGAAGAAAUCAAUGUGUUCUGUGAUGGAGGUGUGUCACCUAAGGACUGGUAGGUGGGAGCAGAAACCCACCACUGGUAACCCUCCACUGGGUGUUAUUGGCUAUGCAGCUGCUACCAUUGGAAGGGAAAUAUUUUAUUUUGGAGGUUGGUGUGGUCAGCCUUACUGUAAUCAUGAUAGUUUGUACAGGUAAACAUGAUAGCUUAUGAUAAGUAUUAUCCAUAUAG